This is a messenger RNA of Haliotis rubra (blacklip abalone), 1530 nucleotides long. Its product is annotated as gamma-aminobutyric acid receptor-associated protein. NCBI's taxonomy places the organism in Eukaryota, Metazoa, Mollusca, Gastropoda, Lepetellida, Haliotidae. The record is from RefSeq and is a predicted model, not a curated record. Gene Ontology annotation, cellular component: autophagosome; cytosol; autophagosome membrane. The transcript has 3 exons. Gene Ontology annotation, molecular function: GABA receptor binding; ubiquitin protein ligase binding. Bases 275 to 628 code for a protein of 117 amino acids. Gene Ontology annotation, biological process: autophagosome assembly; cellular response to nitrogen starvation; autophagy of mitochondrion.
UCGUGACAGUGAAUAAAUACAACAUUGAAAACUUACAGGAAAGCUGGGAUAUAUUCUUUCCGGGUCCAGACGACUUUAUACAUACCAAGUAUUGACAAUAUUGUUUAUGUGAGAGCAAUUUAUCAUCGAUUUGUACGUAAAAGCAUACAUUUAUAUCUGACCUAUUUGCCGCUGCGCAGUAGGCUUUGUGUUUACAUCAGCAAAGUCGCCAUCUUGUCAGGUUGGAAACAAGCAUAAUCACAACAGUUGUAUUUCAACAUUUACAACGAUCACAAUGAAGUGGCAGUACAAAGAGGAGCAUCCAUUUGAGAAGAGGCGGGCCGAGGGGGAGAAAAUCAGGAAGAAGUAUCCUGACCGUGUCCCAGUCAUUGUUGAGAAAGCCCCCAAAGCCAGAGUAGGUGAUCUGGACAAAAAGAAAUAUCUGGUGCCAUCAGAUUUAACAGUUGGACAGUUCUACUUCCUCAUCCGUAAACGUAUCCAUCUCCGCCCUGAAGAUGCCCUCUUCUUCUUUGUGAACAAUGUGAUUCCCCCAACCAGUGCAACCAUGGGAGCUCUAUACCAGGAACACCACGAGGAGGACUUUUUCUUGUACAUUGCCUACAGUGAUGAAAGCGUCUAUGGAGCAUAGGGAUUCUAGUUCUCUAUACUUUUGUAAAUAUUUCUCAGCUCUCCAAUAUCACAGCAAAUGUCAGUGUGCAAGUUGUACCAUUGGAACAUUUCAAGCCGCUCGUGUUCUAUUUCCAGUCACAGCACUCUGCCGUUUUUGUCUCUAAUAUUUCCCUUUUCAAGAAAAAUGUGGCCAGUAUGUAACUGGUGAAUUGGAUUUUUUGUUUAUUUUAGACACAUAUUUAAACUUUGUGUUUCAUUUGGUUAUAUUUAUUAAAAAAUAGUCUUUAGCUAGUCUCAAAUUCUUCAUUUUCAAAUAAAUUCCCCCAAACAUGGCACAGGCAGUAGUGUUGUCUUUUCUGUAAGUAUUCGUGGAAAUGAGUCAUGAUGAUAGCUUGUCUCAAACUGGUGAAUGUAUGACUUUUGAAUUAUGAUAAACUCAUCAGUCUGCUCAACGUGAUACCAUAAAUUAAGAAAGAAAAAUCUCAAGCUCAUCAAUCAUAAAAUUAAACAUUCAUCAGAUCUCUUCAAAGCUGUCCCCUGCAGUGAUGUUGUCGGAGCCCAACACUGAUAUUAGCUGUGUGUACAAAGUAAGACAGAACAGUUAAAUUAAGCAUUAAUUUGUCCCUUAACUUUGUGUUGAUGUUACACAUUUUAUCACAACUGUAGCUUUUAUUGUAUUAUAUUGUUCAUGAGUCAUUUUAUUGUCUUAAUUGUGUACAUAGUUCUAUGUAUGUUCUAGGGUUUGGGACUCAGUUAUUAGGACAGUUUAUUUAAGUUUAUUAAAGGUGUUUGUGAAUAUGUUGUAGAAAAAAAGAGUGAUGUUUGUGUUAUGAUUCGAGGCAUUUGUAUAAUGGGAACAUGACAAUUUGCUUGUAAACCAUUAUAAUGGUUUUAGCUUGAAAUAAACUUGUUCAAAUGCUA